GAAAUGUCUACACAACUCUAGCAACCAGAAAUGCUUUACAUCUGUUGGAGAUAGCUGGGAGGACAGAUAUUCCAGUGGCUGAAGGCUCUCAUGUCACAAUCACUGUGAAACUUUCUUUGAGUUGGUGAAACUGUUAAGAGAAAACGAAUAAGAGGAAGAAUAAUAAGUAUUACCUCUCCCCAGAAAAGAAAAAAGGUCAAAUGCAAAGACAUUGAGCUUGUUUAUCAUGGGAUCCGAGACAAGAAUGUGGUUUUGAGAAGAAAAGAAAAAACAUAGUGAUUGGUCCUUUCGAGUGUUUCAGAUCUAGGACCAAACCUCAAAGAAGGAACAAGUCAAGGUGGAAUUUGGUUACCCUCUUACUGAAUAUCUUUACUUCCUUAUGGUUCUGUAGAGCAACCUUUCCUGGAAUGUUGGAGUGAAUUUUAGUAGAUAGUGAAAGAGUUGGUUGGGUUUAGUCAACAUCUCAUGCCAAUUGAAAGAGUUGGUGUGAGAAGAAAGAAUGAGAAAAAUAGAAAAAGUCAAAGAAAUACAAAUGCCUGCAAGCAUGAGAAAGAAAACGUUUUGCAAAUAUUUUGUAAUGCUGCUGAUUUGUUUGGUAAAACAAGGAUGCCAAAUUUCAAUUAUCCCAAAAUCAUAAAAUCCUUGUAAGAGUAGGGAGUUGACAGAGCAAUUGUCUUAAGUGUAAUUGGGAUAUCUCCCCUUUCUUUGUUAAUAAUAUAAAGGUAGUUGUUCUUUUGUGGACGUAAGAUCACUUUGAUUUGAACCACGUUAAAUCUUGGGUUCUUUCUUUUACGUUUCUGCUAACAAUUGGUAUUAGAGCGUUAGGGGUCUUUAAAGAUCUAGGGAGGAAGAACAAGCAAAGAUGUGUUCCAUGAAGUUUGAAAUCAAUAGAUUUAGUGCGCACAACAAUAUUAAUAUUUGGAAGGUCUAGAUGAUGGCAUUAUUGCGGAGGGAAGGUUCAAUUGAUGUUAUUAACAGAAAAUUCGAAUUGUCCAUUAGAUUCUGACAGGAGAAGAUUGAAGGGGAUGCAUUGAGUGUAAUCCGACUGUCCCUUGCACCGAUCGGUGACAACAAGGAUGUUGUUACAAUUAAGAUGGGGUCAGGUACUUUGCUACUAGAUCAUUUAGACGCAUUCAGUAAACUUGUCAUGAACUUACAGACUGCGGGAAUUAAAAAGGAUGAGGAGAUGCUUGCAUGUGCUUUGCUAUUUUAUUGACUUCAGGAUAUCGUGAUAUCGAAAAUUCAAUGAUGUAAAGCAAGGAGUCUAUCACCCUUGAGCAAGUACGGCAGACACUUAACUUUAGUGAUGUGCGGAGGCAUUUCGAAGGAGACAGAGAUGAUUAGGCAAUUGGGCUCUUUGUGAGAGGCCGGACUAGUCAAUCGGGAAGUAGCAAAUCAAAGCAUAGAUCAAAGUCUCGUGUGAACAAGAAGAAUGUUCAGUGUGGGGGUUGCGGCAAGAAGGGGCACUUUGAACAAGAUUGCCUAAUGUCAAAGUCCCAAGGAAAUGGCGAGUGCAUCCACAGGUUGGCAGAUAAAUGAUUCUAAUAAUGAAUAUGUACUUUCAACAUUAUGCAAUAAUGAAGGUUAUGGCAACAAAUAUGUGUUACUCUCUUGUACUCUACAUAUGACAUUCCGAAGAGAUUAGUUUGGCACCUCCAUCUGAAGAGCACCUUGAAAAAAAAAUAAAAAAAAUGUAAGCGUCUCAAACCAAUUGCCUGUAUGUUAUGCACUUGUUACAUACCAAUUACGUGUAUCUUAUGCAAACUAAAAACUUGUAGUUUUCUGGAAUGACCAAUCUCCUUUCUCUAUACAAAAGGGCUGCUAUUGGGGAGCGCAAAAGGCUCGACAAUAAGAAGGCCCAGUCACAAAAGAAAGCUAUGCGAAGAAGCAGAGAUAGAUAUGACUGAUUCCAAGAGCUCGAGAUUGGCAUGCCAGAUUUCUUGUCGAGCCCUUCCUUAGACAGACACAACACAAUCACUACCCAACAACUUUACACCUCUUCUUUGUUUUUGUCUUCCUUCAAUUGACUACAAUUAUCGUAUAAUAAUUAAUAAUACAGGAAAAAAAGAGGGAAGAAAAUAAUUAGAAGAAAGUGAUGGUGAUGAGAGACUUGGUAACCGGUGCUCCGAGUUGUGGCUAAACUUCUUCUUCUUCUAAUCCUUUUGGUGCUCUUGCUAACGCACUCAUCGACUCUUUAUCUAAAACUCAGGUAGCUAAUAAUUCUCUCUUUUAAAGCAUGGUAUAAACAAGCAACUUAUUAAUACUGAAAUUGAUGUAUAUUAUUGGAUUAAGGUGCAGUUGUUUGAUUAAUUGAUAUAAAAUCUCAAUUCGUUCACCGAUGUUUUUCUAGCUAGUUGUUCGAUACGUAUUCAACUACUAAUGAAUUAGUUGGAUUUGCUAAUUGCCAAUCUGUCUGAAGCUUUAUGUAGUUGAGUUUAGUUGAGCUUUAACUGUGGUAUUUUUUAAGCAUAUAAAAGCAAAUAGUUUUAUGCAUAACACCGUCUUCUCUUGAAAGGGUUCUUGAGAGAUUCAAUAUGCAUAAGUGCAAGCCUGUAAGUACACCGUUAGCUCCUCAUUUCAAACUUUCAGAGUUGCAGAUGCCUCAGUCCAAGGAUGACAUGGAGCAUAUGUCAAAGGUUCCUUAUGCCAGCGUAGUUGGUAGCAUUAUGUAUGCUAUGGUGUGUACACAUUCAGAUAUUGCUCAAUAAGUAUGGUAAGCAGAUAUAUGUCCAACCCAGGAAAGAGACAUUGGGAAGCUGUCAAGUGGAUAUCUCAAGGGAGCUUCUAAUGUUGGUUUGACCUUUCGAAAAGUGUUGAUGGUGUUUCAAUUCUCGGUUACGUGGAUUCUGACUAUGCAAGGGAUCUUGACAAAUCCCUUGACAAAAUAAGAUCGACAACUGGAUACAUCUUUACUCUUGUUGGCAGUGGCCGUAGUUGGAAGUUGACUCUGCAGUCAAUUUUCGCUUUGUCCACAGUAGAAGUAGAAUACAUGGCAGCAGCUGAGGCAGUGAAAAAAGCUAUUUGGUUGAAAGGUUUGGUGGCAGAAUUGAGUUUGGCAGAAUUAAAGACAACUAUUCUCUGGUCCGACCUUCUUCUCUUGUUAGCGGAAACGUACAAGAAAGAUCACGAGAUUUAACGUGGUUCGGAUCAUAUCCUACAUCCACCAGAAAACACUUGCUUUUAUUUUAUUAACAAAAAAAGGGGAGAACUCCAAUUACCCUUAAGAGAAUUGCUCUCUCAACUAUUUACUCUUACAAGAAUUUUAUAAUUUUUGGAUAAUUCUACAAGAGGAGGAAUGUUGAUGUCCCCUUGAUGUCAUUGGUGACAAGAAAGAGAACCCAAAGUCAAAUUUGGUAUCUUUGUUUUACCAAACAAAUCAGCAGCCAUAGAAAACAUUUGCAGAGCAUUUGCUAGAUGUUUUCUUUCUCAUGCUUGCGGCCGUUUGUAUUUCUUUGACGUUUCCUUUUCUUUCUCAUUCUUUCUUUUCACACCAACUCUUUCAAUUGGCAUGAAAAAGUUGACUAAACCCAAACCAACUCUUUCAGAUAGUGUUUGGCAAUCUUAAAGUUUUAGGUGUUAGAAACCUUGGUAGUUAGGAAUUUAAAUAUAGUCAAGAUAAAUAAAGAGAAUGGGCGAGACGGAUGAACAAUGAAAAUGUAUGAAGCACUUUUGGUGUCAUUUGGGGCGUGACAAAACGUUUCUUCCAUGCUGUUAGCAGAAACCGUUAAAAGGAUGCGUUGUAUUUCAUUCUCUUGCUAUACUUGCAGUUUCCUUAAUCAAAGGAUCACUACUUUUUGUUCUUUGCUUUUUGGUCUCCUCCACUGUAGCCACAAAAGAAAUUGGGGACCUCUUCCAUAACCUUUGUGGGGUGAUGCCAUAUAGUGUGAGAGGCUUGCUGAAAUGUUGGCAGAGUCAGAAAGGAAGCAAAACUUGAAGAAAAUCUGGCAUACCGUCCCUGUUUGCAUUUUUUGGACAAUCUGAUUAGAAAGGAAUAAGAGAUGUUUUUGAAAAUCAGAAACGUGAUAUGUCUUUUGUAAAGAAUAGAUGUCUUCAGAAUUUAUAUUUUUGGUGUAGGAGACAUGGUAGAUGAUAUUUCUAUAGUUGAAAUGUUUAAAGAGAAAUGAUCAAUUCAGGGAUCAAACAAGUUCUGUGGCAAAGAAAAUGAGAAGGGCAAAGGAAGAAGCUCCUUAUAUGAGCCUAUCUGAGCAUGGUCAGCUUGACCAUGUAGGAGAUCCAGCAUAUUGUGCUAUUUGAGCUUGAUUAGCUUGACUGUGUAGGAGCUCCAACAUGUUGCGCUAUGUGACACUAUCUAACCACAGUCAUGUGACUAUGAUCCGAUUAUUAUUAUUUUUGGGGCUAAUUUUGAGAUUUCUAGCCAUACCCCAACCUGUAUAAAGCUCUAAGCUCGUCCUUAGUGGGUGAAUCAGAAUAUUUUUGCAUAUGUUGAGAUUGGAGAACUCCAUUUGAGAUAUGAUUGGAUCUCAAGAAUUGAGAUUUUCGAGGAUCGUAUUAAGAACUUUGUUUUAGCGAGCUUGUGAGUAAUGCUUCACGAUGCUUCUUCGAUACUCCAAGUUUAUGAGAAAGGUACAAAACUUCGAAUUGCUGAUUUUGUUCAUGGAACGGAUGGACUUGGGAACCAAAACUUUCCUGCACCAAAUGGAAAGUGUAGUGAACAGAAUGCUGCUGAAUAUCUCGUUCAACAAGCCAGUCUAUACCCUGGAAAGGUUACUGUUGUAGCUUUGGGUCCCCUAACAAACAUAGCACUAGCCAUCCAAUCAGAUCCUGCUUUUGUUAAAAACAUUGGACAAAUUGUUGUUCUUGGUGGUGCCUUUUCUGUAAACGGAAAUGUGAAUCCAGCUGCUGAGGCGAAUAUCUUUGGAGACCCAGAUGCUGCUGAUAUUGUAUUUACUAGCGGUGCUGAUGUUCUAGCAGUUGGAAUAAAUGUUACACAUCAAGUUAUCCUUACUGAUUCUGAUCGAGACGAGUUGGCGAAGUGUAACGGAAAGUUUGCCAAGUACCUUGACAAGAUUUUGGGUGUCUAUUUUGGCUAUCACCAUGAUGCAUACAGCACAAAAGUGGGACUCCACAUAGGUGUCUACCUUCAUGAUCCAACUGCCCUGCUUGCUGCUGUUGAUCCCUCGCUAAUCACCUAUACAGAAGGUGUGGUUCGUGUCCAAACAACUGGCAUCACAAGGGGUCUGACUCUAUUUUAUAACAAACAAAAGAGGUUUGCUGAAGUCACUGAAUGGUCUGAUAAACCCUCAGUAAAAGUGGCAGUAACUGUUGAUGCUCCUAAAGUUCUCAAAUUGGUCAUGGAACGACUCAUCAAUUCUUAGGAGAAUCUGUUUACUGAAAGAGAAGUUAUUUGACGUAUCUCCAACUGCACGUUCGAUUCUUUGUUUGUCUGCAACUCAGACAUUUUUCAGAACUUUGUUUUGAUUUGAAGAGGAAGAUGAUAGCAAGGUUGCCUUCAUACUAUGAUUAUGGAACAUACGUCGAUCACCAAGAAGAAUUUCAUUUUGUUUAUUGCUUCUAUGGCAUCUCUGCAAAUGUUGUAACAAUAUCUGUUGUUUCUGAGUUCUGUGGAAUAAAGUGUGGAAUAAAGUGUGGAAUAAAGUGAUCUGUAGAAGCCAACAUCGUCAUCAUUUUAGUUUCUCUUCUAAACUGACAAAGGGUCUCAUAUACUUGUAUGCUUAAUGGUCAGAGGUAAAUGGUGACAUUUUUCUCUUUACAACCAA
Messenger RNA from Lycium barbarum (goji berry), 5738 nucleotides. RefSeq names its product probable uridine nucleosidase 2. Gene Ontology annotation, molecular function: purine nucleosidase activity. Bases 4542 to 5336 code for a protein of 264 amino acids. Gene Ontology annotation, biological process: purine nucleoside catabolic process. Gene Ontology annotation, cellular component: cytosol. The transcript is spliced from 10 exons. The record is from RefSeq and is a predicted model, not a curated record. Lineage: Eukaryota; Viridiplantae; Streptophyta; Magnoliopsida; Solanales; Solanaceae.